Molecule: messenger RNA, 1167 nt
Organism: Acomys russatus (golden spiny mouse)
Lineage: Eukaryota; Metazoa; Chordata; Mammalia; Rodentia; Muridae
Gene: Wnt9a
Product: Wnt family member 9A
Exons: 4
Coding region: 35-1132 (365 amino acids)
Biological process (GO): cell fate commitment; neuron differentiation; canonical Wnt signaling pathway
Cellular component (GO): extracellular region
Molecular function (GO): frizzled binding; cytokine activity
Source: RefSeq, a predicted model, not a curated record
GGAGCGCGAUGGUCAGCCGCCGUGGCGCGGCAAGAUGCUGGAUGGGUCCCUUCUGGCGCGCUGGCUGGCCGCGGCCUUCGGGCUGACGCUGCUGCUCGCCGCGCUGCGCCCUUCCGCCGCCUACUUCGGGCUAACAGGCAGCGAACCCUUGACUAUACUCCCUCUGACCCUGGAGACUGAGGCCGCAGCCCAAGCGCACUACAAGGCCUGCGACAGGCUGAAGCUGGAACGCAAGCAGCGGCGCAUGUGCCGUAGGGACCCGGGCGUGGCCGAGACACUGGUGGAGGCGGUGAGCAUGAGUGCACUGGAGUGCCAGUACCAGUUCCGCUUUGAGCGCUGGAACUGCACCCUGGAGGGCCGCUACCGAGCCAGCCUGCUCAAGCGAGGCUUCAAGGAGACUGCUUUCCUCUAUGCCAUCUCUUCUGCGGGCCUGACGCAUGCACUGGCCAAAGCAUGCAGCGCUGGACGCAUGGAGCGCUGCACCUGUGAUGAGGCGCCUGACCUGGAAAACCGCGAGGCGUGGCAGUGGGGCGGCUGUGGAGACAACCUCAAGUACAGCAGCAAGUUUGUCAAGGAGUUCCUGGGCCGGCGGUCUAGCAAGGAUCUGCGAGCCCGAGUGGACUUCCACAACAACCUCGUGGGUGUGAAGGUGAUAAAGGCUGGAGUGGAGACCACCUGCAAAUGUCACGGUGUGUCUGGCUCCUGCACCGUGCGGACCUGCUGGCGGCAGCUAGCACCCUUCCACGAGGUGGGCAAGCACCUGAAACACAAAUACGAGACCGCACUCAAGGUGGGCAGCACCACCAACGAAGCCACGGGCGAGGCGGGCGCCAUCUCCCCGCCACGGGGCCGGGCCUCUGGGUCAGGAAGUGGGGACCCACUGCCCCGAACACCGGAGCUUGUACACCUGGACGACUCUCCCAGCUUCUGCUUGGCUGGCCGCUUUUCCCCUGGCACCGCAGGCCGCAGGUGCCACCGCGAGAAGAACUGUGAGAGUAUUUGUUGUGGCCGCGGCCACAACACACAGAGCCGUGUGGUGACAAGGCCCUGCCAGUGCCAGGUACGCUGGUGCUGCUAUGUGGAAUGCAGACAGUGUACCCAGCGAGAGGAGGUCUACACCUGCAAAGGUUGACCCGAGGCCCUUCGGCCCUACCACAAGGGGUGUGG